AUUUGAAUGUAGCUAUUUGACAGCUGCUAACCCAACUAAUAUAUUAAUUACUUAGACUACGAUCAAAAACUAUACAUUUUAUUAAUCCUCUUUCCUACAUCUCACUGAAGGAAACUUGAUAAUUUUUUUAAAGCGAACCAUGUCUGAAAAGGAAUAUGCUCCUUUAAGUUCAGCUUGUGUCAGAGCUCUUCAUGAUAAACUAUAUGAAAAAAGAAAAACUGCAGCUCUCGAAAUUGAGAAGAUGGUUAGGGAAUUCUAUAAUGUAAAUAAUACAUCGCAAAUACGUAGGUUACUGAAAGUUUUGGGCCAAGAUUUUGCUGCAUCACAAAAUCCUCAUGCCAAAAAGGGAGGCCUCAUAGGGUUAGCUUCAAUUGCAGUAGCAUUAGGGAAGCAGGAUUCUGAAAUAUACAUGGAGGAGUUGCUGUCCCCCAUCUUGAGUUGUUUAUCAGAUCAGGAUACAAGAGUUAGAUAUUAUGCUUGUGAAUCUUUAUAUAAUGUUGUCAAAAUCGCGAGACACUCUGUUUUGUCUCACUUUUGUCCAAUUUUUAAUGCCUUAUGUAAACUUGCUACUGAUCCAGAUCAAAAUGUUAAAAGUGCAUCAGAACUGUUAGAUAGAUUGAUGAAGGAUAUUGUAACAGAAAGUCUAAUAUUCGAUCUUGAUAGUUUUUUACCUUUACUGAGGGAAAGAAUAUGUAGUAGAAAUUCUUUUGCUCGGCAGUUUGUCAUAGCAUGGAUCUCAGUGUUGAAUAUGGUGCCAAACUUAAACCUCACUAUUUAUUUGCCUGAAAUUCUAGAUGGAUUAUUUAAAAUUUUAGAUGACCCCAUUGUUGAAGUGAAAAAAAUGUGUGAAGCACUCCUAGGCGAAUUUUUGAGAUCAAUAAAAAGUGAUCCAUCAAAAGUAAAUUUUUCUGAAAUGAUAAAUAUCUUGAUUGUACAUGCUCAGGAAAAGAAUGAUGAUUUAGUCCAGUUCACUGCUAUAACUUGGAUUAAAGAAUUCGUCCAAUUAUCAGGGCCUCACAUGCUACCAUAUAUGUCAGGCAUUUUCACUGCAGUAUUACCGUGUCUCUCAUAUGAUUCGGACGCCAGGAGAAUGACAGACAUAAAGGAAACUGCUACGGCGAUCAAUUUCACCUUAAUGAAGCUCCUUUCUUUGCAAGGGGAAAAAACAGAAACAGAGAAAUCUAUUAGGUCCGAUUCAGAUAUUAUUGUGAAGGAAAACAUAGAUUUGACUGCAGUGGUUACAGUGCUCACUCAAUUCUUGGCCCAUAAUUCUAUUCAAACAAAAGUUGCAGUUCUAAAAUGGAUAUAUGACUUGUACUUAAAAAUGCCAGAACAGGUGGCGCCACACCUUGAAGUUUUGUUUCCUGCUUUGCAACGGACACUUUUAGAUCAAUCAGAUGAAGUUGUUCAACAGUGUCUUGUAGUUAUCGCUGAAAUUAUAUCUCCAUACCUUGAGAAUGUACUGAAUGAAAGCGAUUCCAUGGAAUGGAAUUUUUUGAACGAAUAUUGGGACACUAUUGAUCAAGAUUCAAAAAACCAACAAAUGGUCAAAAAGAAGGAUAUGUCCAAACGAAAUCAUGAAAUUGAUACCUAUAAAAAAGAUUUGUCCAUUUCUGACAAAGAUGAGUCAAGUGAAGUUCCAUAUUUCACAAAAUUCAUUUCGGGUUUGCUGACUUCCUUCAAAGUAAAUAAUGAAUUUCUAGAUGAAAGAGGGUCAUUUGUAUUAAGGCAGCUCUGUUUACUUCUGAAAGCUGAAACAAUUUAUUUAGCAAUAUCAGAAAUUCUUCACAAUGAAACUGAUCUGAUAUUUGUGUCUUUAAUGGUAGAACACUUGAAUAUGAUAUUAUUAACUUCAUCAGAAUUAUUUGAGCUUCGAGAGAGAUUAAAAUAUUCAUAUCAAAAAAAGGAAAACUUUGUAAUCUUUAUUUGUCUAUACAGAACAUGGCGUUUUAACGCAGCAGCUACAGUUACUCUUUGCUUUUUAACACAGCAUUUUGAAUGUGCUUGUAAUAUAAUUAAAAGGUUAGGUGAUUUGGAGAUAACAGUGAACUUUCUAACAGAAAUUGACAAAUUCGUCCAAUUGCUUGAAUCACCAAUUUUUGCAUUUUUAAGAUUAGAAUUAUUGGAAGUACCUUGUGACCCAAAUUUAAUUAAGGCUCUGUAUGGACUUUUGAUGUUAUUACCACAGAGUGAGGCCUUCUAUACUUUGAAAUCCAGACUUGAUUGUAUACCAAGUUUGAAGCUAAUGCACGAUUCCAGAAAUAAUGGAAAUGAGACUACCAAAUGUAAAACACCUGUUCAUCAUUUCAAUCUAUUUGGGGAAUUUAUCGAUGCCCAGAUAAAAUAUCAGGAAUUUAAAAAGAAACUUCGAAUUAGUGAUGUAAAUGGGAGACACAGAAAACAUUAAAAAUAAGAUUUUUUGGAAUAUUUCAAUUGAGCAUAUUUACCUUCCCAUUUAUUUAUUCUUCUUGCUAAAUGUUAAACUUGAGCAUAAUACAGUAACCAGAAAUGUUUGUGUGUUUGAUAAUUUAAUUGUAAAAAUUUGUUUACAAUUUUUUUAUAAAUUGUUUUAUCUAAUGAUCUUAUAAUAUGGUAAUUGUUUGAACUCUGAUGUAUGUAUUUUAUAUAGUUUUAUAUAGUAGUGCAAUUACCACAUAUAUAUGUAAAAAAAUAAAGAUUUAUUAUUCUCUGUAUUCCAUUCAAUACUAAAACUUAAAGCACUAUAGGGGGGUCUAGACCACAGCAGUAGUUGUUUACUUUUUCACACAUAUGGCCACCAAUACAUUGUCUUUGAACACAUUUUUGGGAAUUCCCACAAAUAAUGUAACACUUAGAACCAUAGAUGUAAAAUAAGGCGAGAUGCAAUCACCCGACUAAAAUGGAAUCGGGUUCGCCUAAUAUGUGUUUUAUGACAUCUUAGGUUCUCCUUAUUGGUACUAUUCAUUUGUCAAGCAGUAGUUAACCUCGUUGUUUCGUGUUUGGGUGAGAUUAUUGUGGAAAUUAUUUAUAUUUAAAAGACAAAUUUUGUUGUAUAAUAAAAUAAAUGAUAGUGCCUUGUAUACUAUAUAUUUCUUUUAAUAUUUGAAAGCCCUAUCUGACUAUUUCACCGGAAACAAAAUCUAAUUCUGAAUGAGAUUUUGUAACUUGCUUCAAAUUGUAAAAUGUAGAAACAUAGAAUGCUGUCGUCCAAAAAGUCCCAAUUUAGAUUAAUAGACAAUAGGUUUUUUCCACCACCAGUAAAAGUAAAACAAACAGUUAAUGAUUUGGUUUUGGAAGAUAGAGGGCAAUUUCUUAAUCUUAAAAUCAAUUUAGUUCUACGCUUAAAUGCUUCACCCAAAGAUUUCCAAAUGCCCAACGAUUUUUUUUUGUCAGACGGUAAAAUUGAAGCUAUCAAAUCGAACAUUCAAAACAUGUCAUCUUUAUUAUGCUUCUGUCAAGUCACUAAAUUGUCACAUGGGGAAGAUACAUAAAAAAUUAAACAUUAACACUAAUAUGCUAUAAACUGGUGUGCAUUAUUCAAAAUUUAGGGCACCACGAUGUUGAAUAACUCGAUGAGAACGACGUAUAGAUGUUUCCAAAAUUGGAUGCAAGUGAGCAGACACACAACAUUGAGCGGCAAACGUCCAAUAUCAUCGAAAACUUAGAAUCCCGGAUUCGGAUGUCAUGAAUUGAAGAUUGUUAGUUGCAGUGUCGCCGUCAGGCAUUUGGCGCCCCUGCAAAAUAAAAUUUCGCCGCCCUA
Messenger RNA from Harmonia axyridis, 3739 nucleotides. Its product is annotated as protein VAC14 homolog. Gene Ontology annotation, cellular component: endosome membrane; PAS complex. Lineage: Eukaryota; Metazoa; Arthropoda; Insecta; Coleoptera; Coccinellidae. Bases 140 to 2407 code for a protein of 755 amino acids. Gene Ontology annotation, biological process: phosphatidylinositol biosynthetic process; positive regulation of kinase activity. The record is from RefSeq and is a predicted model, not a curated record. The transcript has 16 exons.